AUGGCUCACCACCGUGCCCCUCGCGGGAGAUUGCCUCCAGCUGCAGAGGACUGUCUUACCCAAGGUAACACAGCUCUGGUGGGGAAACAGCCUGGGCCAAUAGGCGGCUGGUGUAAUGAUACAAAACCUGUUCCCCUUACCUCGGUUUUGGACAAUUCUGAGGAGCUGUCCCAGGUCCACAGCACCCUGUGGGAACUGCUGAAGCCGCACUGCCCCUCCCAGUUCAGCGCCCGCCUCCGCCUGAGCUGCCGCCUUACUUCCUUCAGGUGGCCUUACUUCCUUCAGAGCUGCUGCUUGGUCCAGAGCCCACCUGCCUCUAGCCUCUCUCAUUGCUCUCCGUGGGAACACGCUGAGGCCACCUGCGCCUUCACCACCACACUGCCUGCCAUGAAUGGUGAUCAGCCAUCCCUAGUGGUGCAGAACUACCCUCUUGACUGCCAGGCUGCUGUCAACAACCAGAUAAACCUGGAGCUCUACGUCUCCUACACGUACCUGUCCAUGGCCUUCUACUUCGACAAGAAUGAUGUGGCCUUGAAGCACUUUGGCCAGUUCUUCCAGCGCCAGUCCCGUGAAAGGGGCGAACGUGCUGAGAAGCUGAUGCACCUGCAGAAACAGCGCAGCGGCCGCCUCACCCUCCGCAACAUCAGGAAGCCUGGCCACAACGACUGGGAGAACGGAGUGACGGCCAUGGAGUAUGCCUUGGGCCUGGAAAAGUGGGUUAACCACAGCCUGCUAGAUCUGCACCGCCUGGCCACCGACAAGGGCGACGCGCACCUGUGUGAUUUCCUGGAGCGUCACUAUCUGCACCAGCAAGUCAGGUCCAUCAAAGAGCUGGGGGACCAUAUCAGCAUCCUGCGCAAGAUGGGAGCCCCGGAGUCCGGCCUGGCUGAGUACCUCUUUGACAAGCUCACCCUGGGCAACAGCGACAAGAUCCAUUCUUGGGUUCCGUGA
Molecule: messenger RNA, 951 nt
Organism: Manis javanica (Malayan pangolin)
Lineage: Eukaryota; Metazoa; Chordata; Mammalia; Pholidota; Manidae
Source: RefSeq, a predicted model, not a curated record